AUGGCUUCUACCGUUGGGAAGAGAGAUGUCGUUGCUGCCUUGACAUAUUGGAGGCGUAUUCCCGGGCAGUCUGUAACCACCGACUUUACAACUCCCGGCGGAGAGCGGAGAUUCGCCGAGCUUGACAGAUACGAUGAGACUCAUACGUCGCUGAUACACGAUAUUCGUGACCACGAGGACGAAUACACGCUUCAGAAGAACGGCUUCCAAUAUGUUCGCCACCAAGUGCAUGGUUUUGACAGAUCGAUGAGUGAGAAUGAAAUCGAGCGUUUAUUGGUACCAGCAACGCAGAAGCUGGUAGAAGAAUUAACUGGUGCAGCCAAAACCAUUCUCAUCGCUCACCGCAUUCGCUGCAAAGCGACCGAUGAAUUCAAACGAGCUGAUAACCGGGCGCCAGCUUUCAGCGUACAUUCUGACUUUACUCGAGUGGGGGCAGAGCAUCAUCUCGAGACUAUAAUCAAAGAUCCUGUAGAGUUGGCGGAAAUCAAGAAAGGCCAUGUAUAUAUUAUCAAUGUCUGGCGGCCAUUAAAGGUGGCCACUAAAGAUCCCUUAGCUGUCUGUGAUUGGGCAUCUGUUGACCCGAAAGAAGAUUGGAUUGCAAACCGUUUCAUACAUUCCAAUGGAUGGAACGAACUUGGCAAGGUCGCUCAUAGUGAUCAACACAAGUGGUUGUACAUGAGUGAGCAACAGCCCUCGGAGCCGCUAAUAUUCAAGCAGUUUGAUAGUAAGGCAGGCUACGGGGUUACAUUGGCCCAUAGUGCCUUUGUGGAUCCAGAAUUUGUGGAUGAUGAGCCAAGGGAAAGUAUAGAGAUCAAGAUGUUUGUUUUUGUAGCUGAGUGA
Talaromyces rugulosus is the source of this 840-nucleotide messenger RNA. RefSeq lists its product as uncharacterized. The transcript has 2 exons. The record is from RefSeq and is a predicted model, not a curated record. Lineage: Eukaryota; Fungi; Ascomycota; Eurotiomycetes; Eurotiales; Trichocomaceae. The coding region runs from base 1 to 840 and encodes 279 amino acids. Gene Ontology annotation, molecular function: oxidoreductase activity.